Messenger RNA from Ornithorhynchus anatinus (platypus), 2114 nucleotides. It is a transcript of the gene STK32C, whose product is annotated as serine/threonine kinase 32C. The transcript is spliced from 12 exons. Gene Ontology annotation, molecular function: G protein-coupled receptor binding; ATP binding; G protein-coupled receptor kinase activity. NCBI's taxonomy places the organism in Eukaryota, Metazoa, Chordata, Mammalia, Monotremata, Ornithorhynchidae. Gene Ontology annotation, biological process: G protein-coupled receptor signaling pathway; regulation of signal transduction; protein phosphorylation. The record is from RefSeq and is a predicted model, not a curated record. The coding region runs from base 137 to 1249 and encodes 370 amino acids.
GAAGGUUCAUCUAUUUACACCAGCUAGGCUGCCUUUUGUCAACAGAGUGAACUUUGACCACUUCCAGAUCCUCCGAGCCAUCGGGAAGGGAAGCUUUGGCAAGGUUUGCAUCGUCCAGAAGAGAGAUUCGGAGAAGAUGUACGCCAUGAAGUACAUGAACAAGCAGCAGUGCAUCGAGAGGGACGAGGUUCGCAACGUCUUUAGGGAACUCGAGAUCCUGCAGGAAAUCGAGCACAGUUUCUUGGUGAACCUCUGGUAUUCAUUUCAGGAUGAGGAAGACAUGUUCAUGGUGGUGGAUUUGCUCCUGGGGGGUGAUUUGCGCUACCACCUGCAGCAAAACGUGCAGUUCACGGAGGAGACGGUGAAGCUUUAUAUCUGUGAGUUGGCCCUGGCCCUAGAUUACCUCAGAAGCCAGCACAUCAUUCACAGAGAUGUGAAGCCAGACAACAUUCUCUUGGAUGAAAAAGGACACGCUCAUCUGACAGAUUUCAACAUCGCCACCAUAAUCAGAGACGGAGAGAGAGCCACGGCCCUGGCGGGAACCAAGCCGUAUAUGGCUCCAGAGAUUUUCCAUUCCUUUGUUAAUGGCGGGACCGGCUAUUCCUUUGAGGUUGACUGGUGGUCGCUAGGAGUGAUGGCUUAUGAACUCCUUCGUGGAUGGAGACCCUACGACAUCCAUUCGAGCAAUCCAGUGGAAUCGUUGGUCCAGUUGUUCAGCACCGUGAGCGUCCAGUACGUCACCACGUGGUCAAAGGAAAUGGUCGCUUUACUCAGAAAGCUCCUGACGGUGAAGCCGGAGCACCGGGCGAGCAGCGUGGGAGCCGUGCAGCUGGCCCUCCGCCUCUCCGACCGCCUCUGGGAAGACCUCCGACACAAGACGCUCCAGCCCACCUUCGUCCCCAAUAAAGGCCGCCUGCACUGCGAUCCGACGUUCGAGCUGGAGGAGAUGAUCCUGGAGUCGCGGCCCCUGCACAAGAAGAAGAAGCGGCUGGCCAAGAACAAGUCCCGGGACAACAGCAAAGACAGCUCGCAGUCCGAAAACGACUAUCUGCAGGAUUGCCUCGAAGCCAUCCAACAGGACUUUGUGAUUUUUAACCGAGAGAAAUUGAAGAAGAGCCAAGACCUAAUGAACGAGUCCCUAUCUCCCUCCAAAGCUACCGAUGAGGUGGAGGAGGAGGCGGAGGCUAAAUCCGAGCCCUCCCAUUUAAAUCUCUGUAGCUCGGUGUGUUCCAGCACAGGGAGCAGUUAGAAACCUCGAGGCUCGAACGCAGAGAGGCUCCGGACAGGACAACUGGAAUAUAUUAUUCUCAGGUUGCAUUGAUAAAUAGCUCUCUAGAUAUAGCCCUCAGAUGGAAAGAGCACCAGAAGAACAUUCUCCCGCCGAAGCAGAAAUAGAAGCAUGGUUCUCAAAGAACUGAAUUCUCAGAAUUAAGCAACUGUCGAUACUGUGGUACCUGAAGGAAGAAGGAUUCUUGCUAUGCAACAUCCAAGUGAAAAUCGUGGGGUUUUAAGGUUUUUUGGGUUUUUUUUUUUUUUUUGUAGAGGAACAUCUUUGGGCGGGGGCGUAUUUUAACGGGACAAAAAAAAAUAGAUCACACCUUUUCGUAAGUUUAUGCAGCCGAGUCAAAACAGACCAAUUUACCUUUAGGGAAUCUAUUUUCUCAACUCAAUGGAGUCAGGAAGGGACAGAGAAAAGUUCUUUUCCAUUGAGAAUAGAGGUGCUGCUAAAGCAGACGGAGUCGACUGUAACAUAUUGUUUAUUUUUUAAUGCUUGAUAUUUCCCCGGCCUAUUUUCUAACUAGACCAGGGGGUGAUUCCCCCUCUGCUCCGGCUGUAGAUAUUGCCUUUUCGACUGUUUCCGAAGCCUUUUCUACUUGAGGCCGAUUGACUAACCAUUUAGUGGCUUUGUGAUCCUCCGACCGACUUGAGUCUAUCAGGCGAUUAUUGUGAUGUUCCGUCAGCCUCCUGACCACAGAGUUCAUACAAACGUGAUUUGAAACCCACCAGCUCGUUAGCCGAAGUUGUGGAUGUCGCCAAGGUUUUGCAAACUUCCUGUAUAUUAUUUAGAGGAAAAAAAGGAUAAAGGAUCUUUAUACAGAUGUCAGAUCUCUCAA